Phycomyces blakesleeanus NRRL 1555(-) is the source of this 432-nucleotide messenger RNA. RefSeq lists its product as hypothetical. The record is from RefSeq and is a predicted model, not a curated record. NCBI's taxonomy places the organism in Eukaryota, Fungi, Mucoromycota, Mucoromycetes, Mucorales, Phycomycetaceae. Bases 1 to 432 code for a protein of 143 amino acids. The transcript is spliced from 4 exons.
AUGAAACAUGCAGGACCGUUAUUGGCUACAAGACAAAAAGAAUCAGUAAAGUUGAGAACAGCCAAGGAGAGUGUAGAGCAAGCUCCGUGUGAGCAUGAUGAGGUUUACGUUAAGAGUUCAAAGUUCAGUGCAGGAACUCUUAUCAAGAAAAAGGCUAUUAAUUAUCAUGAUAAGCAUAUACGCGGAUUAAUGCUAGAUGAUAGAAAAUAUGGGUGCAUGGCGUUACUAAUACGAAAAUUCUUGUUAAGCAAGAAAUCCUACGUAUAUAUCGUAUAUGUUCAAAUUCCUUACCUAUUUAAUAUGAGCCUUUUAAGAUCAAAGACCUUGUUAAACAUAUCAAUCUUUUCUUCGUAUGUGGACGGGAGUUUUAUUCUAGUAAAAGCAUCUGAAAUAUUAUCGGACCAAACUGGUAUGCCACCACAGACAUACUGA